Physcomitrium patens is the source of this 2549-nucleotide messenger RNA. RefSeq lists its product as uncharacterized. NCBI's taxonomy places the organism in Eukaryota, Viridiplantae, Streptophyta, Bryopsida, Funariales, Funariaceae. Gene Ontology annotation, molecular function: protein binding. The record is from RefSeq and is a predicted model, not a curated record.
UGGCUGGUGGACUCAAGGCGUUGAAUGUUGUGGCUCCAGUAGGAGAGUGGAUCAGCGAAGGUUGAAGUGGUUGAUAUAGACUACUGGAAGGGACUGACGCUAGGUGACGUGAUCGGGUUUACGGUGUCGACGAUGUGAACAAUACUGGUAUUAAAGUAUUUGCACAUGUGCACCGGUUCACGAAGCGAUACUGCACUCUGAUCGGAAUGUGGCAUCCUCUAAUUCUAGAGUCACGAACCAAUAUCCCUGUGUAUGUGCCGGCUUUCUUAUACCCUUGGGAGGUUUCAUCCAACAUAGUUUGCAUCGGGGAAUGAGCGCGGUGACGGUUACCGGAGAUAAAGAGACCAAAAAAUUGAGUCCGUCUUUUCUGUUGCAACACUACUUUACACUCAUGGAUGAUCAAAUAUUUGCCUAAUCGGUGAGCCAUAUGCACACACAGGGACUUAGCAUUCAUCUUUACCAGACAUUCUCGUUUAAGGUUUACUAAGCUUUAGAUUGAGCGAUGGUUUCACAACGUCGAGUUUUUCAAGAAUACAGAAUAGGCUCUAGGCUUAUUUUUCCAAUAUUUUGCAGCGUUCUGUCCCGAUUCUGUUUCGAUGUAUCCCAUGUGGAACUUUCAGAUCAAUUACAUUCUGCAUACCUGGGGCAUUUUCAUUAAUCCUUUGAGAUAAUAGGUCGGAUCAAGUCUUGUACCGCCAGAUAUGCAAACAUGCAUUAUCCGACGCAUGGUUGGAAAUUUCUUUUCAAACAAUUCAUUGAUAUCAACGUGUUCAACUGUAUAUUGAGAAAUUCUAUCGCACAGUAAACCUUCCAAAGGAUUCUAUUGCAGAUCAGCUGGAUAUACUAUUUGUCUUAAUGCACAGAUUUGCCAGGUGUGGACAAGAAUGAUAACAAUUUCGCAGAGCUUCGCAAGACCCUUGCACACACAAUACUCGCACAAUUAAAAUUUCUGAUGCAUGUUUGUUAAUCGGCUCGAAACCGGAUUGACAUGGUUUUUGUGAAGGUUGAAAGCCUGAAAUGAUCCAUAUAUGUCACGCCUGUUGGACUUGGUAAAGAAAUAAGAUGGUCCAACCAAGACUGAGUGGCGAUGCUUCCAAGUACUGGUUGAGAUCGAGGAGUGCCAGAAAGAACGGUGGAGAAAACUUAGUGUUUGUGGAUCAUAUUCAAAAUAUUUUUAACGGCAGCCUUGCAAGAUCGUCAGCAAAGAAGGAGGAGGGUACAUCCGCUGCUGCCAUACCUACCACCACUUCAACCAACCAAUAUUCCCUAUCUGGUUCUUCGACUGCACCUACCAUACGCAAAAGCACACGCCUCUUCGAAAAACGAGUGGCUUUGUUACCAGGUCGUCAUCGAGUAGGGCCGCAGUAUUGGCUUCGACCAAGGUUGAGAGGGGGAAAGCGAUCGCUCUUGGUUUCGGUGAAAUCACUGUAUCUUUCAGAACAACAAGAUCUGAAGGACGGUGAUAAGAAAAUCAAGCCUUGCAGUGGCUGCUGUCAACCAACUCCGCACAGCAGGAAGAGCGCCCGUUUGAUUGAAAAGCACGCAGCCUCACUAAUAGGUUGUCGAGCAGGAAGAGCUCACAAGCGCAGGCGCAAAGGCUCACAAUUCAAAAGGAAGAAGAAACGCGUAUGCUGGUUAUAUUUAGGAGCUCCUUGGUUGGGAGGCUGCCAUAAUUUGAAAAUGCCUCUUCAUGAAAGGAGGACAGGACUUAGGGUGGACUCUGAUUCUGGGUGUAAGGGUCUUGUAGUUGACGCUGUUAACUCCUCCAGUGAAAAAUUCCGUGAUCCUGCAAGCCGCCCUGUCCUACAGCGCCUAACUGACCUUGGGCAAGACGACUUGCUGCAUAGUAUUCUGGAGAAGUUGCCACCUGCAAAUCUUCUCAAAGCUUCACGAGUGUGUAGGUCAUGGGCAAGUCUUUGCGAACCAGCCUUAAGAUUGCAAUGUCAGCGACAUGGAUGGUCGUUACCUCGUCUUCCUCGUGGUGCCACCCCAGCAUUUCCAUGGAGGUCUUUGUACUACAGGCAUGCGUGCCGAGCAUGCGGUGAGGUGGGGGAGUUUUUGGUGAGGAAGACCCUGAACAGCAACGUGCAGUUUCUGCUGUGCGGGCGGUGCAUUCGACUUGGCGGAGUGCAGAGCAAACUGGCGCAGUACUCCAUCGACCUGUGUGGUGUCACAGGCAAGCUGCGGGGUCCUACUAAUUCGACCCCGGGAUCCAGGCCUACUUAAGAAACUACGACGCAACAUUUGCAGCAACUCCUGCUUUCUCUGUGUAAAUUUACAGAUCUAUGUAUUCUUUAUACACUAUUUAUCCGUCUGUCUUUCCUCUUGCUGUGGUCUCCAUACAUCCAGCAGUUGUUGUGUGCCAGUUCCAUCCCCAGGACCCUGCUCACCUACGUAUCUGCACCUUCCAUCACAUUUUCCACCAAAUGUCUCGACCUCAUGCACUCACGUUAACACCACCACAACAACAGAGUCCUAGGCCAUCCGCAAAAUUUGUAAUAAACAUUGAAAUAUCUAAAAAUUAAAUAAAAACCCAUUCUUUUGUAAUU